Molecule: messenger RNA, 1361 nt
Organism: Oxyura jamaicensis (ruddy duck)
Lineage: Eukaryota; Metazoa; Chordata; Aves; Anseriformes; Anatidae
Gene: SURF6
Product: surfeit 6
Exons: 4
Coding region: 71-1138 (355 amino acids)
Biological process (GO): ribosomal small subunit biogenesis; ribosomal large subunit biogenesis
Cellular component (GO): nucleolus
Molecular function (GO): DNA binding; RNA binding
Source: RefSeq, a predicted model, not a curated record
GUGGUGGCGUCACUUCCGGCGGGGCGGCGGAGGAAGGGGCACGCUGCGGGAGCUGCGGGCCGGCGGCGGCAUGGCCAGCCUGGCCGCCCAGGACUGCUACCUGCAGGGCCUGGCCAGGAAGGUCGGCGUGCGGCACAGCCCCGAGCCGCGGAAGAGGAAGCUGGUAUCUAAGCCAGGCCAGGCAGAGAAUGGUAGCAGACCACCCAAAAAAAAGAGAAGGAAGUCCAAGAAGCAAGCAGAGAAGACAAAUGCUCCUUCAGCUAAACAGGGAGCCUCUAACGCCAAUAAACUUGCUCCAGGACAGAAAGCAGCCCCUCAAGCCAAGAAACCAGCUCCACCAGGUGUUACACAGAACAAAAAUGAGAGUUCAGAUACAGGUGGCAAAAGUGAACUCGAUUCCACUUCUUUUUCUGCAAUAAAUCUCUUGCGUCAGAGACUACAUGAGAAGAUUAAAGAAGUUUCAGGACGAGAUGAUGCCAAAGAAUUACCCCCUUCGGUUCUGGAGAAGAGGCGGCGAAGAAAGUAUGAGAAGGAGAGAAAGAAGCGCCGAAGAAAGGAGUUGAAGAUGAAGGCAAAAAUGGAGAAGAAGGAAACUGAGGAUGUACCUGUAGAGCCACAGAGCAAAAAGGAGGAGAGUACAGCUGAGAUUGUCUUCAACAGGGUUGAAGUCCAUGAAGAGAGUGAUUUGAACAAGAUCCAGAAGAAGAAAGAGAAGAGGAAAGGAGUGAAAGGUAAAAUCACUCCCCUGACAGGCAAAAACUACAAGCAGCUGCUGACCAGGCUGGAGGCUAGGAAGAAUAAGUUGGAGGAGCUCAAGGAUAAGGACCAGAAGAAAGCUCAGGAGCUAGAGAAGAAGAUGAGAUGGACAAACCUUCUCUAUAAGGCGGAAGGUGUCAAGAUUCGUGACGACGAGGAGCGUCUGAAGGAAGCUCUGAAGCGUAAGGAGAAGCGUAAAGCACAACGCCAAAAGCAGUGGCAGAAGCGGACAGAAAAAGUGGUAGAAAGGAUGCAACAGCAGCAGGAAAAGCGCCGCAAGAACAUUCAGAAGAAGAAGAAAGAGAAGAUAGAGCACAAAAAAGCGAAGGCUCGGAAGAAAGGCCGUGUUCUGCCAGAGGACUUGAAAAAAGCUGGCCUGUAGUGGGCAAGAGGCAGCUAGCGCUUGCAGCCUGGCCAUGGGAGUUGUGGCGAAGGGCUGCUUGUGGGGUUUUCAUAACGAACUUUUAUAGAAUGGUUUUGGUGUGUCUGCCGGAUGCUGGUUGGGCUGUGGGUGCCUGAACCAGAGCUGGGGGCUGGAGGAGGCGGUGUCUGAGGAACCAGCCUGCGUGCCAGUCAGUGCCAUGGCUACCCAAGUCAAAUAAAAA